Purpureocillium lilacinum is the source of this 177-nucleotide messenger RNA. Lineage: Eukaryota; Fungi; Ascomycota; Sordariomycetes; Hypocreales; Ophiocordycipitaceae. The record is from RefSeq and is a predicted model, not a curated record.
AUGGAGGGGCUGCCGGUGGGGAUGUGCUGGCAUGUUCGCUCUCGUGGGCGCGCCCUUGCUUGGAUGGAGGGGCUUUCGACUUGGACUUGGCUCGAGGACGGGGGUCUGGUGCAGGGUAGCUACGGCUGCCGUGGCAUUUGGGCCGCGACUAUGCGAUGCGGGUGUCAAUGGGUGUAG